This is a messenger RNA of Closterium sp. NIES-67, 4805 nucleotides long. The record is from the annotation of a GenBank genome assembly. Lineage: Eukaryota; Viridiplantae; Streptophyta; Zygnematophyceae; Desmidiales; Closteriaceae.
CGGUCACCAGGAAUCCCCGUCUAUCCUCUCAAGGUGGUCUUCAUGGGACCAGACCCCCCCUCGUGAGUGCACCGCACCGCACCGCACUCCAGUCAUGAGCUCCACCCCUUUCUUGCUGCCACUCACUCCGCCUCUUGCUACCUCUCAGUCGCGCCUGAGUUUCUCAUUUGUGCUUCUGCCUUCCCUUCAUUCGUGCUUUUGGGCAAGGCGACCUACGUGCAGGGGCAGAUGGACCCUACACAAUGCUCAACCACACACUCCUCUCGUCCAGCUCUACCCUCGUCCAACUCUACCCUCGUCCAACUCUACCCUCGUCCAACUCUACCCUCGUCCAACUCUACCCUCGUCCAGCUCUACCCUCGUCCAGCUCUACCCUCGUCCAGCUCUACCCUCGUCCAACUCUAUCCUCAUCCAGCUCUACCCUCGUCCAGCUCUACCCUCGUCCAGCUCUACCCUCGUCCAGCUCUACCCUCGUCCAACUCUAUCCUCAUCCAGCUCUACCCUCGUCCAGCUCUACCCUCGUCCAGCUCUACCCUCGUCCAGCUCUACCCUCGUCCAGCUCUACCCUCGUCCAGCUCUACCCUCAUCCUCUCCAUCCACCUUCUCUCUCCCCCCUCGCCUCGCCUCGCAGCUUCGCCCUGAAAGCGCUACUGGGGUUCUUCCAGGUCAAGGCGAGCCACAUGUAGGAGCGGAUGGCCCUUACAACGCAUCUCACGUUGUUUCCCUCCGUGGUCCUUCCCUCGCACUCUAGCGCACUCCCCUGCUUCCCUACCCCCUCCCCGUGGGCUCUGCAGCUUCGCCCUCAAGGCGCUUCUGGGGUUUUUCCAGGGCAAGGCGAGCUACAUGCAGGGCCAGAUGGACCGUCCAGAUGACUUUGAUCGUGUGGCUGCCAAGGACGCCCUUGCCAUCUACCUGCUGGCCAAUCGGAACACAGAGGACCCAGAGAGUGAGGACACGGCGCAGCUCAUUCGAGGGCUUGUAGCACACAGGUCGUGCCGGGGGCGAGUGCGAGUGGUGGUGGAGCUGCUGCGACCGCAGGUGGAGGGAAGGGGCGCCAUGUGGGACGAGGUCAGCUCGCUGGAGCUCUUCUGCACGGACCCCACGCGCUUCCACCUCAUGGCCAGAAGCUGCCAGGUGCCCGCCCUCAGCACACUCGUGACCAACCUCUUCUCCUCGGGCCCGCCCCUGCCCUCUCUGCCCGCGGCGCCGCACCUCAACGAGUACACCAAGGGGCAGCAGUUUGAGGUGUUCCCUAUGCUGCUGCCGCCUGCUUUCCACGGCAUGCUGUUCGAAGCGCUAGUGGAAGUCAUUUAUCGCGCGUAUCGAGUCAUCCUAUUCGCUGUCGAUGUCUACCUCGAAACACCGGAUGAUGCUCACCCCCCCUCCUCCUCCGCCGCCUCCUCGCGGGCCACCUCCUCCCCGUCCAUCGUGCACUACGGCCCUCGCCUGCACCCCUUGAAGAAACUCAUCAGUUCCUCCAAUGUCUUCCCCGCUUCCUUUGGCGUGGGCAAGGGAGAGAGGGAGGCGAGAGAGCAGGAGGGGGGGGUGGAGGAUGGGGGAGGAGGGGGCAGAGGAGGGGAGGGAGGGGCAGAUUGUGCCAGCUUGCGGAAAAUCUUUCUGUUUCCGCGGGGCCACGUGAUUGGUCCUCGCGACGUGGGGCACGUAAUAGCGCCAGACCUUGCUACAGUGGAGGGAAUCUGCCGGGCGGCGCACUCCUUGCCUGCAAUGAUGGCGGGCGGCAUCUGGCGCGGCACGAUCCAGCCGCACACUGAGAGGCGGGGAGGGCAGGACGUGGGAGAAGCGUUUGAGAAAGUCAUCGACAUACAGGAGGCGAGGGAGGAGAGGGAGGCGAGGGAGGAGAGGGAGGAGAGGGAGGAGAGUCGGCAGCUGAAGAGGGGCAGAGAGGGUAACAGUCAUGCCACCACCCCUUCUGUACCAUCCCCUGCUACCCCUGGCACAGCCAAACCCCCACUGCCACAUGACCCCUCUCCUAAGCCCACCAAGGGCCCUCUCACGCACUUACAGCUACUGAGGCUGAUUGGACAGGUUCAUGCCACGUGGGCCAGUGCUCCCAGUGCUGGUUGGUCAGCAGAGGCCAUGCUGACGUGGCGCCACAUCAGCAGAGAAUGGGUGGGUGAGGAGGCAGGUGGGGAAGGCAGCUCGGAGGAAUCAGCAGAGGAAGAAGAAGAGGAUGAAGGGGAUGAGGAAGAGGAAGAAGUGGGAGUCCAGGUGAGAGUAAGUGGAGGAGGAGGGAGUAGUGGGAGGGGAGAGAUGGCUGAGAUGGCUGGGGAGAGGGAUGGCGACAGCGGCAGCGGGAGCAUGGUGAUUGGUCGGCCAAAUGGCAUGGGGAGUGGGAGGGCGAGGAGAGUGGGCAGUCGGGGGAGCAGCAGGGGGGGCAGUGGGAGGCGUGGGCGCUCGUGGCUGUCAGAGGAGUCGCUGGCUCUGCGCCUGUACCACGCCAUGCGCGCCGCCACCUCCACGCACUCCUCUCUCCCCCUCUCCCUCGCAGCCCCGCCUUCUCACCGUGACUCCUCUGCCCCUUCAUCCCACCGUGACUCCUCUGCUUCCUCUCGCCGCGACUCUACCUCGUUUGCCCGCCACCUCUCGCACGCGUCCCCUGCGCUCUCCUCCACCAGGAGCACUGAGUCCGCUGAAACCCCAGCACAGCCUCAGGAUACCAUGCUGCCCGGUGGUGGCAGCAGCGGCGCGGGCCGAGGGGACAGCAGCAGCGCUGCUGCCGUAGGGCCCAGUAGUGGGGGGGCAGAGGAGAGCGCCCUUGGUGGAGAAGAGGCGGCGGAGGGUGAAUGGGGGAGGGGCGGUUCUGUUCCAGAGGAGGACGAUCCUCUCAUGGCGAAAAGCAGAGCCCUGGCCAGACAGCUCUCAAGAAAAGUCUCCUCCCGCACCCUCUCCCGCACCCUUACUCGUACCCUCUCCCGCCCUCUCUCCCGCUCCUCCUCGCGUGCCCUCCCCUGCCAACCCUCCCUUGCCUCCUCCUCUCUGUCUGUUCUCCCCUCCGCCCCCAAGCUGCCCCUCGCUGCUUCAGUCGAUGCUGUGCUUGACUGGCCGCCCGCUUGGCCCGCUCGCCGCUCCCCAUUCACCUCCCACCCUCACACUGACAUAGUGGACCCCACGACGUGUGCUCCCAUGGGGUAUUCUAGCCACAUGGGAGGGGCAAGUGGGAGCAUGGAAACAACAAAAAGCCUUUCCCCCAUGGGAGAAGCAGCAGCAGCAGCAGCCGCCAGUGUGCUUCGCACAGAGCCCCCUCCCCUGCCCCCUCGCCCGCACCCCUCCACGCUCCACCGCAACCGCAGCAAGAUCGCUGCCCACCUUCACAGCCGCACGCUGGCAGAAGCAGCAGCAGCGGGCUUCAAGCGGCCGCACGUGCUGGUGGCGCUGCAGGGCGAGUGCUGGCCGCACAGCCUACACUACUUUGUCAGCUUCCUCAGAAGAGACGUGGACGGGGAGGAUGCAGAAGGGUGUGUGCCGAUAGUGUUUCUGCGGCUGCAGGAGCCGAGUGUGGAGCAGUGGGGCAGUGUGGGAUACCACCGCCACGUGUACUUCGUCAAGGGCUCGCCCGUCUCUCAAAUGGACCUCAUCCGAGCCGGCGCCCUCUCUGCAGCCAAGAUAGUGAUCAUGGCAUCAGACACCAUCGCGACGCCCGGCCCGGUGGGAGUGGGCGGGGACGACAGCGACAGCAGCACGGCCACUGCGGCCACAGCGGGCGAUCCCUCGGUGUUUGCUGAGGACGUGGAGAACGUGCAGAUCGCUGCCGCCGUGGAGCGACUGCUCUCCUCCCACUCCACCUCCUCCUCCUCCCAAACAACCCUGCACCUCACCUCCACCUCCUCCUCCUCCUCCUCCUUUUCCACGUCCCACCAGCAGCACCCCACUCUCCCCAUGCACCGGACGCACAGCAGCCGUAUGUUGUGCGAGGUGCAGCACGAGCAGAGCUACCAGUUCCUGCCGCCGCUGCAGGUGCUGCACGGCAUGUUCCGGCACUGGCGCGUGUCACACCGCACCAUGCUCAUCAACCACACGCUGCUGCUGCGCUGCUCGCCUGCCUUCACUGAUGGGCGCGCCACCUGCCCUGCUGGCCUGCUCUUCCUCAGCCAUGGCGCCCUCUUGAACCGCAAUCUAAGCGUGGUGGCAGACCUGCUAAUUGCUGGAGGCUUUAUUUAUGCGCCCCAGGAGGCAGAACUGCUGCACAGGCAACACCAGCAGCACCGGCAACACCAAAUACAGCAGCCAGCCCUGGAAUGCACACUGCAGAUGCAGCAGCAGGAGGGAGAAAAAGACGCACAGAGCAACGCCCAACCCAACCCAGAGCGCCUGGCCACCACUACUUCUCUUCCCCAUCAGUCCUCCACUACUCCACCCAACGCUCUCCCCACUAGCACCAUCUUCCCUUCCAGCUCUCACCCCCUCCACCAGCACCGCUCUGCACCGCUCCGCAGGGAGCUGGUACUAGUGCCGGUACCAGCGGAGUUCCUUGGAGCCUCGUUCGAGCGCCUCUUCCUGGGCAUGCUGCAGCGGCAUGGGCAGCUGGCGGUGGGGCUGUACAGGGGUGCCGGGGAGGGAGGGCCGCCCGUGCCCUAUGUGGCGAUGAACCCCGCUGCUGAUGCCACUGUGGGGCGCUGCGACCUCGUGUAUGUUGUGCAAUGAUCAGGUGGAAUGGUUAGGGAGCAAUAGUUAGGGAGAGAGUGUAAUAAGGGAGAGGUGUUCAUGGAUGUGACACAUGGCACUCUGAAGAAGCUGCACCUCUUUUGUAAAGAUGCAUUUUUGUGCCCUAAAGCAGUUCCAAAGAG